Messenger RNA from Aphis gossypii (cotton aphid), 456 nucleotides. RefSeq lists its product as uncharacterized. The record is from RefSeq and is a predicted model, not a curated record. The coding region runs from base 115 to 432 and encodes 105 amino acids. The transcript has 3 exons. NCBI's taxonomy places the organism in Eukaryota, Metazoa, Arthropoda, Insecta, Hemiptera, Aphididae.
UAAUUGUUUUCUAUAUAAAUAUUUUUAUAAAGCUAAAGCAUGAAAAUCACUAUGUAAUAUAUAAUCGUGAGCUAAAAUAAAAAAAUUCAUCUUGCAAAGAUUUAUGGAGUAAAUAUGUCAACUUGCCGAAAUAUUGUUUCAUUAACAGAUCUUAUACCUUUUGUUUCUCAACUCAAGGAAAUGUUUUUUAAAUGGUUGACUUUGGAUAAUUUUAACCGUGAACGUCUUAAAUUUUUAAUUGAACAAAACAAAAAUAAAAAAAUUAAAACAAUGGUAUUAGCCUUAGAACAAUGGGAUCAUUUUCAAAACUAUGGAGCUCCUGGUGUGGAAAUGGAGUUUGUCAGUUGUGACAAUAAUACUUUACGCGAAGUUUUAGAAUCUAGUAUCGUAUUAAAUGAAUUAAUACUUGAGAUGGAUUGUCAAAAAUACUGAUAAUAAAAAUAUAUUUUUAUUUUA